AUGUCAUUGGUUUGUCUGGGAAGUAACUGGUUGUUGAAGAAUGCACUAAUUGCUAAUGCUAACAAGCUUGGCUCACCACGGCUGACCAAAAGAACAUGUUGCCAGCUCAUUUUAUUUGUCGCCCUCUGUUGUCCCGCAGUCCUGUGUGAUUUAGGUCAGUUUGAAUGUGACGGUGGUACUAAAUGCAUUCUCGAUCAGCUCGUCUGUGAUGGCCUUUUUGACUGCGCUGAUCAAACCGACGAAUUGUUUUGUACCCCGGAAGAAAGAUCGACUGCUGCACCAACACCUCCCGCCCCCACCACAGCUGCCCCGCCCACCACUCCAACCACUACUGCUGCCCCCACCACACCUCGUACUACUACCUCGUCGGUGGUCACCGAUCCCGUGCCCCCAAGAACACCGGGGACACAGUGUCGAUCCAACGAAGCGUACUGUAGGUCUGGGAGCAUCAGGUGUGUCCCUCGAGACUUCCUCUGUGAUGGGCAGAGUGACUGCGAUGAUGGCUCGGAUGAGUACGGAUGUGAACACAGAAAGUGUGAGCCUAAUGAGUUCCAAUGUGCCAAUCGCCUCUGCGCUCAAAAGAUCUGGAGAUGUGAUGGAGAUGAUGACUGCGGUGACGGAUCGGAUGAAAGAGAUUGUCCUACUGCUGCACCUGGCUCGCCAUGCCGACACAGUGAGUUCCAGUGUGUUUCCUCCGACCAGUGUGUACCUCUUGGCUUCCGGUGUGAUGGAGAAACCGACUGUACGGAUCGGUCAGAUGAAAUCGCAUGUUCUGAGCCAUUGGUAGUGCUUGCUCCUGUAGAGAUCAUCCAAGUUCAGAUUGGUGAGAGGGUAGAGAUCAUCUGUGAGGCACAAGGAGUUCCUACACCGAUAAUCUCCUGGAGGCUUAACUGGGGACCGGUCCCAGAAAGGGCUAUCAUCACCAGUCAGAAUGGACGUGGUUCCCUUGUCUUGGAGAAUGUCCGCGAGUCUGACCAGGGAGCGUACAGCUGUGAGGCCAUGAACAACCAAGGGUACAUCCUUGCUCAACCAGAUGCUAUCGUCACCAUCAUCUCUGGACCUAGCAUAUGUACUGGUGGGUUUUUCAAUGAUGGUGCCCUGACCGUUGCUGAGUGUAUACCUUGCUACUGUUCUGGUGUUUCUUCCACCUGUUACAGCAGUACCUACAACAGAGCUGAGACUUCUCUAUCCUUCAGCGAGGUUGGGAACUUAGAGGGCACACGUCUGGCUGACCUGUCGUCUCCAAGUGCAGAUGUACGGGUCCUUGAGGAUACAUACAUGGAAAUCAACCCAGCUCAGAGGGAGGUGGUCGUGCUAGACUACAAUAGACGUCUGCCUGUGUCCACUUACUAUUGGGUUCUUCCUGGACAAUUUACAGGAAACCAGCUAACCAGUUAUGGAGGCAACCUUCGUUAUCUGGUCAAUUUCAUCCAUAUUGCAUCCACUGCUCAAGUUGCUGAUGUUUAUAUUAAGGGUGGUGGAAAGACCUUGUCAUAUCAAUUACCAGAUGAACCUGUCUCAGGUAUCCCGACACUGCGACAAGUUCCUUUGACAGAGACUGGCUGGAAGAAUGUCAUCCAAGUUGGCGGAGGGGGACGUGGUGAUGUUGGUGCUGAGCUUCUUGUAGACGCCACAAGACAAGAUUUCAUGAUGGCAUUAGGGAAUGUAGAAUAUAUCCUUAUCAAGGCAACGUAUUCCUACAGCAUGUAUCAAACCAGCCUUGCUGAUGUUGUCCUGGAUACAGCCGUACCAGAGGAGACUGGUAGAGAUCGAGCAGUAGAGGUAGAAGAAUGCAGGUGCCCCAUUGGAUAUGAAGGGUUGUCUUGUGAGAGAUGUGCACCGGGUUUCUUCUAUAUGCUUGGUAUAAAUCCCGAUGCUCCUGGAAUCUGUCGGCCUUGUCAGUGCAAUGGACCCUCAAACACUUGUGACCCAGUAUCAGGUCGAUGUCUGUGUACAGGCAACACUGACGGACCGAACUGUGAACGAUGUGCCGAGGGAUUCUUCGGUGACCCACCAAACGGUGUACCCUGUCUCACCUGUCCUUGCCCUCUUACUGAUGGACCAAACCAGUUCUCACCGACCUGUAUCCUUGAUACCGAUGGUAGAGUGACCUGUGAUGCCUGCCCACAAGGCUAUGCUGGAAGACAAUGCCAAACAUGCUCUGCUAACUAUGUAGGAAACCCAACAAUUCCUGGUGAUUCCUGUGUUCCUGAUAGUCUAGGUGACUGCAACGUUGAUGGCAGUCUAGCAUGGACCGGAUCAGAAUGCCUGUGUAAAGAUAACACUGAAGGUGUCCUCUGUGACCAGUGUCAAGUUGGAACAUUCAAUCUGGCCCCAGAUCACCAGUACGGCUGCAUCAGGUGCUUCUGUAUGGGAAUAACCUCAGACUGUGAUAGCACUACACAGUACAGAUCGCAGGUCAAUGCAGAGUUCUCUCGUGAUGGUCAAGGGCUAACCCUGAACAAUCGGGACUUCACAGAAAACAUCACAUCACAGGAACUGACCGUCAAUUAUCGACAGAGGGAGCUUGUCUACGGGGCCUUUGACACCAUCCCAGCCGAUGUAUACUUCUGGGUUCUCCCUAACCGCUUCCUGGGGAAUAAGGUUUCAUCUUAUGGUGGCUACUUGAGGUAUACUAUCGUAGUUGACAGUGCUGCCCAAGAGGGAAGACGCCAGCAGCCCAUACCAGAUGUUGAAAUCUCAGGUAAUGGAAUAACCUUGAUCUACAACCGAGACAGUCAAGGUACCCAGGUAGCAUCAAGAACAGAGACACCGUUCAGGGUGCCUUUCCUCGAGCAAUAUUGGACCCGCAUUGAUUUUGAGCCAGCUAAUAGGGAGAACCUGAUGAUGGCUCUAGCUGAUUUAGAUUACAUCAUCAUCAGGGCAACGUACAAUGCUCGCACAAGUGUUGCAGCUAUCAGGGAUAUUAGUAUGGAUAUUGCUGAAACCCGCAACACUGGCUUAGGCAGAGCAUUUGCUGUAGAACAGUGCACAUGUCCAUUUGGUUACAGAGGCCUCUCCUGUGAGGAUUGUGAUGUUGGCUUUACCCGUUCAGGCAGUGGUAUCUACCUUGGCUUCUGUGCUCGCUGUGAAUGCAAUGGUCAUUCCACUGAUUGCCAUCCUGAAACGGGCGAGUGCAGGAACUGUCAAGACAAUACCUAUGGCCGUUUCUGCGACCAGUGUGCACCUGGUUUCUAUGGCAACCCAAGCCAGGGAGGAAGAUGUCUGCCUUGUACCUGCCCUCUUGCAAUUCCAUCUAACCAAUUUUCACCAACAUGUUUCCUGGAUGUUGACAAUGAUUUGACCUGUGACUCCUGCCCUGAAGGUUACAUCGGAAGAAGAUGUGAAAGCUGUGCACCAGGUUAUAUAGGAGAUCCGGCAAGGGAAGGAGACUCCUGCAGAUCUCAAGGAGGAUGCCAGUGUGAUGGAAGGGGAACUAGAUCAUCACAGUGCUUUGAUGGCCGAUGUGACUGCAAGGAUAAUGUUGGAGGAGAAAGUUGUAACUAUUGUCAGCCGGGUUUCUUCAAUCUCGCAUCCCGGAACCCUGAAGGAUGUACCAGGUGUUUCUGUUCUGGUUUGUCGGUCCCAUGCACCAGCUCAAACUACUUCAGACAACAGCUUCGAGUCACACUCCAGUCGCCAUCUGAUUCAAGUGAUGUUGCCCUGGUCAAUCGAGCUCAGACACAGCGGAUAACCUCAGGGUUCGGGAUCAAUGUUCCAUCCAACAGCAUUGCGUUCUCUCAGUUUAACCAGAUGCCUAUUGAUGUCUACUAUUGGGAGCUUCCGUCAAAGUUUAGGGGUAAUCAGAUCACUGCAUAUGGUGGCUUUCUAAGGUACACGGUUAGCUACUCCACAUCCCAGGCUAGAGGAAACGCUAUCACUGACAAUGAUGUCGAGAUCACUGGUAAUGAUAUCGUCUUGGUGUACAGGCAGCCAACCGGUUUGGAGCCAGAUGAUGCUCGUCCAGUAGCAUUCCAGAUUAUUGAGGAUAACUUUGUACGUCCGGACGGCAACCCAGCUACCAGGGAGCACCUUCUGAUGGCCCUGGCUGACGUUAGUAACAUCCUCAUCCGUGCUUCCUACCAUAGCGACAUGCAGGAGAGCAGUAUCAGGGAUAUCGCACUCGAUAUUGCAGUUGCUCAAAAUACUGGCCAGAAUUCAGCAGUUGAGGUAGAGAGUUGUGACUGUCCCCAAGGUUACAUUGGUCUUUCUUGUGAGGACUGUGCCCCAGGUUUCACCCGGUCAGGAGGUGGUCUUUACCUCGGAACCUGUAUACCCUGUGAAUGUAACGGCCAUUCUAACCAAUGUGACCCUGAAACAGGAGUCUGCUAUAACUGUGUCCAUAACACCGUUGGUCCGUAUUGUGACCAGUGUGCUAGUGGUUUCUAUGGCGAUGCGACAGCGGGAACUCCUGGUGAUUGCCGCCAGUGUGCCUGCCCCCUCUCAGUCCCAUCAAACCAAUUCUCUCCAACCUGUAUCCUGGACACCGAUGGGAGUUUGACCUGUACAGCAUGUCGGCGAGGAUACACUGGCAGGAGAUGUGAAAGUUGUGCCUCUGGGUAUGAGGGAAACCCAACAGUUCCUGGUCAGACAUGUAACCUAGGAAGCACUGUUGACCGUAUCCCUGGCGUUGUCAUCUCACCAGACGAGGCUUCUGCUGUUUUGGGUGGAACCAUCGUAUUUGUUGUCAGGAUAUCUGGUAACUACACUACUGCACUGUGGCGGAGGGCCGAUGGACAGCCUCUCUCUCCCAGCGCCUAUGUGGAACCAGGAACUUACAGACUACAGAUCCGUAAUCUUAGGCCUAACGAUGCAGGGGUUUACGUCUUCAUUGUAACAAACAGAUAUGGAUCUGGAACAGCGGAGGUCAGGCUAGAAGUUGUUGGUCAAGCAAUGAGAGUAGUCAUCAACGAUCCCCAAACCAUAGAAGUACCUGAAGGAGAAACUGUCCAGUUUGUUUGCCGAGGAAUUAGCCAGACACCGGCCUACACUAUUGCCUGGAGUCGAUCAGACGGCAGUCUGCCACCGAAUGCCAGGGAUUUUAUGGGCAUUCUAACGAUAGACUCUGUCAGGCUAACGGAUGCUGGGCAGUAUGUGUGUAUGGGAUCAAACCAACUGGAUACUGCUAAUGCCUAUGCUACUCUUAUCGUCACAUCUUCUGUUGAAGUGCCCACUGUCCGCAUCGAGCCCCGCUUCAUCCGCGUGACGGAGGGAGACCGCGUCGAGCUCCGAUGCACCGCGACAGGCAACCCCACUCCAACGCUUCGCUGGACCGGUGGUCAAGGAGGGGUAUUGAACCCUGAACAUACCUUUGAAGAUGGUCUCUUUGUCAUCCCCAAGGCAAGGGCAUCUGAUGAGGCUGAGUACCACUGUGAGGCCACCAACUCUGCAGGAAUGGCUACCAUCAGGACGGUGGUCUAUGUCAGUCCUUCCCGCGUCCCAUCUGUGACCAUCAGCCCUGCCUCGGAGUCGGUCAAUGAAGGAGAGCGAGUCAUCUUCUAUUGCCAGGCAACCGGUGACCCCGCCCCCGAGAGGGUGUGGACCCGGGUUGGUGGAGAAUUGCCAGCCAACUCCCGGCAAGAGAAUGGUUACCUCGUCAUCUCGGCAGUGUCCUACCUGGAUGAGGGAGCGUACAGGUGCACGGCAACCAACAGCCAUGGCACAGACUACAGCGAUGGACAGGUCACCAUCAGUACAGAUAGCCACAGGAGCCCGACUGCCCGCAUUGAACCCGAUGAGGUCGUGAUCACCCAGGGUUCAACCCAGGUCCUUCGUUGCCUGGUCACCGGUGUUCCUACUCCUACUAUCACCUGGACGAGGAGUAGUGGACCAUUGUCACCUAAUCAGCAGGCUUUGAAUGGAGUUCUCCGCUUCAUUAAUGCUGAUAUAGAUGAUCGAGACAUGUACAGCUGUACCGCUACAAACAUUGCUGGUUCCUACACAGCAACUGCAUACGUGGAAAUAGAGAGGAGGGAGGCUCCUGUGAUUGAGAUCCUACCACGCACCACCUACAUAGCAACCGAUGGGGACAACAUCCAGAUCCAGUGUCGAAUCAUUUCUGGUAUCCCAACGCCCAAUGUUUCAUGGUCCAGAGCUAACGGAGCUCCCCUGGAAGAUAAUACAAAUGAUGAGAUGGGCGUACUGAGCAUCAUAGGGGUAACAGCCGAGAAUCAAGGAGCUUAUAUCUGUACAGGAACAAACACCGCUGGAUCUGUUACAGCUACAGCCACUAUCAGGGUACAAGGUCUACCUCAACUGACGAUUACACCAAGGAGUCCUGCUGAAUUCCGGGUUGGUGAGACAGCCGUCUUGGAGUGUGUGGCAACAGGAGAACCUCUUCCUACUGUCCAGUGGAUGGUCAUGAAUAAUCAACAGGUGUAUCAACCGAUUGCUGCUGCUUUUAACAUGGAAGAGGAGUCUAGUGCAAUGCAUUAUAUCCAGAGUGUAUCAAUGAAUGAUGCUGGCAGCUACAUGUGCAGGGCAGAAAAUGGUGCAGGAUAUGUGGAACAGGAAUUGCUUGUGAGAGUAACCGACGGCAACCUGCCACAGCCACCAUCCAUUGACGUAUCUCCAAGAGAAGUGGAAGUCAUCGAGGGAGAAACGGCCGUCUUCAGCUGCACCUCACCGGGGACCCCAGCAGGUUACACGAUUACCUGGAGACGAGUCGGUCAGAGGAUGCCGUCGACCGUGUCCAUUAGCAACGGUCUCUUGACCAUACAACAAACACGGGCUCAUUAUGGUGGACAGUACUACUGCAUAGUGGGCAAUGAGUAUGGGUAUACGCAGGAUCUGGUUACCCUCUAUGUGUUAGUCCCCCCUAAUCUGAUCAUCAGUCCAGCCUCACAGACAGUUACUGCAGGAGAGACUAUAUACAUGUCAUGCAUUGCUGAAGGCACCCAACCUAUCACAUGUGAAUGGUCCAAGUACGGUGGGUCUCUUCCUCCCACUGCCUCUCAAUCUGGCGGCAUCCUCACCAUCUCCCCGGCCACGGCUGCCGAUGCAGGCCAGUACCGGUGUGUCUGCACCAACUCGGCUGGAUCAAGGGAUUCCUACCUGACCGUCAGGGUACAAGUUAUACCAACUGUCACAGUUCUACCGACCCGUGAGACGAGGGCCAUAGGAGGGUCCGUUGAAUUCUCUUGUCAAGCUACUGGCAGCCCCCCUCCUCAGAUCAUUUGGGAGAAGGAGAAUGGGGUACUGCCAGCCCAACACCGCAUCACUAAUGGUGUUCUUAGUUUGAUAUCUCUUCAAGAUGGUGAUGAAGGUCGAUAUGUAUGUACAGCUGUCAACCAGGCUGGCUCCUCAAAGGCAUACGUUAGGCUCUUCUUACACGCCGCACCAACUGUCCAGAUUACUGUCAACACAACCGUCCACUACAUCCGCAUUGGUGAAUCCACAACCUUUGAGUGUCUGGCCAAGGGUGACCCGACACCAACGGUCACUUGGACUAAAGUGGACAGUGAGCUGCCCAUAACAGUGGUCGUACAGGGCCCAAGACUGACCAUCCCGCAGGUGUCCUUGUCCGAUGCUGGUUUCUACCGAUGUACGGCCACCAACAUCGUCGGAUCCAGGACGUCACAGGUCUUCCUCUAUGUACAAGCUGCGCCGCAACUGACCGUCGUCCCGGCGACGCGCACCGCCCCGGUUGGUUCUACCCUGGAGUUCAGCUGUCUGGCUGGGGGAUUCCCCACUCCUGAGAUCACAUGGCACAAAGAAGAAGGGGAACUCCCCGAUAACUACCAGAUCGACAAUGGCCUCCUGACGAUCACCAACGUCCAAGAGGCCGACGAGGGAACCUAUGUCUGUAUUGCUACCAACCAAGGAGGGACGACCGAAUACCGGGCAAGGCUUGUAGUUGGAGAGUUGAUCCCAUACUUCGUGCAGAUGCCACAAUCAUACAUUGGUUAUCCUCGACUCACCAACGCCUACAGAGAAUUUGAGGUUGAACUGUCAAUCAAGCCUGAAAGCCCAGAAGGUCUUAUUUUGUACAACGGUCAGAGCAUCGAUGGGACAGGGGACUUCUUCUCCUUCGGGCUCCACCGAGGGUACGCAGAGUUCCGUUAUGAGCUUGGAGCGGGAACCACUCUCAUUAGGAGUGAUCGCCCUCUGGAGUUGGGUCAAUGGCACACGGUCAAUAUCAGAAGGAAUAUGACCCGUGGAUACUUGCAGGUUGAUGAUUUGCCUGAGGUAGAGGGCAGAGCUGCAGGGAACUUCCAAGGCCUGGACCUGGUCCAGGACUUGUAUCUCGGUGGUGUUCCAAACUUUGACGAGAUCCCGAGCACAGCAGGUUUCACAACGGGCUUUAUUGGUUGUGUAAGUCGGCUGAUCAUUGGCAACAGAGAGCUUGUGCUCGAUAGCGCCCGUACGAGAGUUGGCGUUGAGCAGUGCCCCACAUGUGAAGUCAACCCCUGUCUCAAUGGAGGACUGUGCCAGGAGGCUAGGACGGAAGAGGGAUACCGCUGCCAAUGCCCCUACGGCUUUACUGGCACAAACUGCGGGGAUGUGGCCAACUACAGAUGUUCUCCAGGUAUCUGCGGAGAAGGCACCUGCCAAGAAAAGUCUGGUCUUUCAGGCUAUAUCUGUUUCUGCCCAGUUGGUAGAACAGGAACUAGGUGUGAAAUAGUGAGCGACAGUAUCGAUUCGGCGUCCAACUUCAACGACGAGCUCUACGCUGAUCAUGGUAUCCCAGUUGAGGACCCAUCAUUCCUCGGAGACUCGUUCCUCUCGUACCCCGGACUGACGUCCAACCAUCGUCAGAUCCAGAUCGCUAUGAUGUUCAAGGCCAGGUCUAUCGAGGAUAGUCUGCUUCUCUUCAAUGGACAGGGACAGAGGGGGAAAGGGGACUACAUCUCACUCUUCUUGAAAGAUCAAAAGCUAGUAUUCCAGUAUGAUAGCGGAAGUGGUCCAGCAAUCAUCGAAAGCACUAAGACGAUGGAAGCAGACCAAUGGUACACCAUCGUCGCUGAACGCAACCUCCAAGAUGGCUCCCUGCAGGUGGACAAUGAGGAGGCUGUCAAGGGACGAUCGCCGGGCAGCAGCCGAGGCUUGAACCUCCGACUUCCUCUCUACCUCGGUGGCAUUAACAAAUAUGAAGAGAUACCACUGAGGCUUGGUGUCACUAAAGGAUUUGAUGGAUGCAUUACAGAGGUUGAGAUUGAUGGGGAGCCGUUGGAUCUGGUAGAAGGGGCCAGCGCUAGUCAACACAUUGAAGACUGUGGCGAGAAUCUACUCUGCCAGAAGGGAGAGUGUCAGAACGGAGCAACCUGCACCCCUACUCCUGAUAACCUGGAAUAUACAUGUACAUGUGCUUCUGGGUUUACAGGUAUUCAUUGUGAAUCCGAGGUCGGGUCCUGCAGUGUUGACCAGCCGUGCCAGAACGGAGGUCGCUGUGAGCCGGUCGAUGGGGGUUACAUCUGUCUCUGCUCACUGGGCUUCUCGGGAAACAUGUGUGAAAAUGUUGAACGGUUUAGCUACAGCGUUGCUCUUGGAUACUCUAGUUACAUCAAGCUCCCAAAGACGGUUAUACCACGAGGAAGAGGGAGCAGUUCUAUAACCGAAACAAUUAGCUUCAGCAUGGCAACAGAUUCAACCGAUGGCCUUCUUAUGUGGCAGGGAGUGCCUGAAGGAUCUGCUGGUGAGAGGCAAGAUUUUAUUGCUGUUGGUCUUCAUGAUGGAUACAUUGUUUUCAGCUAUCAGCUUGGAAGCGGGGAAGCCAACAUAGCAUCAACAAUCAGGAUAGAUGACGGUGCAGAACAUAACAUUACAAUUACAAGACAAGGGCGUGAUGGUACACUGCUAGUCGAUGAUGAAGAUGUGGUAAUAGGCCAGUCUGCUGGAGUACUUAGGAUGUUGAAUGUCAAAGGAGCUCUAUUCUUAGGUACACCACCUGACGUUGAGAUCUUAACUGGAACCAAAUACAACAAAGGAGUAGAAGCGUGUGUCAAAGACCUAGAAAUUCAAAUAGACGAUAAUCCUUCAUCUGUAAUAAACCUAUAUCAACAAGCACUAGAUGGUGUUAAUGUAGAAAACUGUGAAUUUUGAUGAUAUCUUUUAUACUCCUUUCUAAUCUUACCAGAAGCUCUUUAAAAAGAUACUAAAUUCCCUU
This is a messenger RNA of Lytechinus variegatus (green sea urchin), 10105 nucleotides long. RefSeq names its product basement membrane-specific heparan sulfate proteoglycan core protein-like. Lineage: Eukaryota; Metazoa; Echinodermata; Echinoidea; Temnopleuroida; Toxopneustidae. Gene Ontology annotation, cellular component: plasma membrane; axon. The record is from RefSeq and is a predicted model, not a curated record. The transcript has 73 exons. Gene Ontology annotation, biological process: homophilic cell-cell adhesion; dendrite self-avoidance; axon guidance. Bases 1 to 10041 code for a protein of 3346 amino acids. Gene Ontology annotation, molecular function: cell-cell adhesion mediator activity; calcium ion binding.